This is a messenger RNA of Thamnophis sirtalis, 2687 nucleotides long. Lineage: Eukaryota; Metazoa; Chordata; Lepidosauria; Squamata; Natricidae. The record is from RefSeq and is a predicted model, not a curated record.
GCUACCUUCCCUCCCUCUUUCUCUCCCUUCGACUUGCUGACAUCUUCCCCAAAGAAGGGGAAUCGGGAAGCGCUAGGACCGAGCAUGCUCGCAGAGACCGCUGGAAUCUCUUCUGUGCAGAGUGGUUGCUGCCGCCGCUGCCGCUGCCAUUUCUCCUCGCGUUCCCCGCUUAGAGAGAGAGAGAGAGAGAGAGAGAAAAGGAGGGGAGAGGGAGGUUACCGAGGCUGACUGAACUCAAGCGCUGGACUGCCAAGGACUCCCACUGCCCGCCGCUGUUUCUGCUGCUGCUGUUCCUGCUCUGGACAAGUGUGGAAAGCAGAGCGAGGAGGGCGGGGGGGAAGGAAGGAGGAGAAAGGCAGAGGGGAACUCAAGCUUGAAGGAGAGAGGGAAGCCCCGAGAAAGAAGGGAAGAAUCCGCUCUUCUCCUUCUCCAUGGCUGAAGGAAAGAGGCUGAAGCCGAGGAAAGUGUGAGGCGCGCUGGGGAGGGAGACCGAUUCGUAACUUUCCGACGCCUCGAACCCGUUUGAGAAGCUGGGAGGAAGAAAUCUGCCUCCUUCCAUGCUCCGGUCACUUCAGCGCUUCGGGAGAUUCAAUGCGCUGAUUCCGGACGCUUUCUGGCUUUCCUUCUUGAGGUAACUUUUGGGAAGUCUCGCCGCUGCCGCCGUUGGUAGAAACGCCCGGAGGAGAACGGGGAGAGCCUUGGAAGAAGUCCUGAAGGAGAAGAAAAGAAGGGAGAAAGUUUCGCCUAAAAAAACCCGCCGGAGAUUUCUCUCUCUCUCUCUCUCCUUUCUUCCCCUCCAGCUGCCUGUGUUAGUGGAGAGGGUAGAUAAAGCGCCGAGAAGAUGAUCUGGAAGGGCAACUGCUGCUGCGGAGGUGUCCGAAGCGGAGGAGAUUUUCUCUGCCUGCUCCUUCUCUUGAUGGGUUUCUUAUUGCCCGCCUGCAGGACUCGCUUGUACACCAACCACUGGGCUGUGAGGAUAAGUGGCGGGCUCCAAGAAGCCAACCGGAUAGCGAGCAAGUACGGCUACAUCAAUAUAGGACAGAUUGGGGCACUGAAGGAUUAUUACCAUUUUUACCAUAGUAAAACAUUUAAAAGGUCUGUUGUCACAAGUAGAGGUACUCACAACUUCAUUUCCAUGGAGCCAAAGGUAGAAUGGAUAGAACAACAAAUUGUGAAAAUAAGGAGAAAGAGAGAUUACAAACCGGGUAGCAUCCAGUCCAUGUAUUUUAAUGAUCCUAAAUGGCAAAGUAUGUGGUACAUGCAUUGCAGUGAUAAUACACAUCUUUGUCAGUCAGAUAUGAAUAUUGUUGGUGCCUGGAGGAGAGGCUACACUGGAAAGAAUAUUGUGAUCACCAUUUUGGACGAUGGCAUUGAGAGAAACCAUCCAGACUUGAUGCAGAAUUAUGCUGCAUCAGAAGUUGAGAUGGAUGGGUCAAGUCAGUUUCGGCCACCCCAACUAAUGCAGGAAGGAGACUUGAGGAUGACCUUCUACAAGAAUAGUUUCUUCAAGUUGUUCCUGAAGGGAGACAAAGAUAAAAAGGACAAGAAAUCAACUUGUGGAAUUAACUUUGAAAUCAACUUAACGGGCAGAAACAACUUGGGCUCCAUUUAUGUGUGGGCAUCUGGAAAUGGUGGAAGAAGUAAGGAUCAUUGCUCGUGUGAUGGCUACACCAAUAGCAUCUAUACCAUCUCCAUCAGUAGCACAGCUGAAAGUGGAAGGAAACCUUGGUAUCUAGAAGAAUGUGCAUCAACAUUAGCUACAACCUACAGCAGCGGAGAAUCCUAUGACAGGAAAAUAAUCACUACAGACCUCAGACAGCGUUGUACAGACAGUCAUACAGGGACAUCAGCUUCUGCACCUAUGGCUGCAGGAAUCAUUGCACUGGCACUGGAAGCCAAAACAAUACGACCAGAUAAUAUUCGUAAUGGACCAGAUAAUGGAGUUCGUUCAAUAUACAAAGCCACAGGAUGUGCAGAUAAUACCAAUCACCAUGUAAUAUAUCUAGAACAUGUGGUGGUACGAAUCACUAUUACACACCCUCGAAGAGGUGAUCUGGCAAUUUAUUUAACUUCUCCUUCUGGAACAAGAUCUCAGCUAUUGGCUAACAGGUUAUUUGACCAUUCUAUGGAAGGUUUUAAAAACUGGGAGUUCAUGACAACUCACUGCUGGGGUGAAAAAGCAGCUGGUGACUGGAUUUUAGAAAUCUAUGAUACUCCAUCUCAACUAAGAAAUGUAAAGACUCCAGGUAAAUUGAAAGAAUGGUCCUUAGUACUUUAUGGGACAUCUAUCCAGCCUUACUCCCCAAGAAAUGAUUUUUUAAAAGGCGAACGAGUACGCAUGAGUGCAAUUGAAGACCCUACAGAAGAUUAUGGAGUAGAUGACUAUUCAGGUCCCUGCAAUGCAGAGUGCAGUAAGGUUGGAUGUGGUGGACCAGGGCCAGACCAUUGCAAUGAUUGCCUACACUAUUACUAUAAAUCUAAAAACAAUACACGAAUCUGUGUUCCCAACUGUCCACCUGGUCACUAUAGUGCGGACAAGAAACGUUGUAAAAAGUGUUCACCCAACUGUGAAACAUGUUUUGGAAGUCAUAGUGAUCAAUGUAAUACCUGUAAACCUGGUUACUUUAUCAAUGAAGAAUCUAGAAACUGUAUUACCUCCUGCCCAGAGGACUUUUACCUGGAUAAUA